Messenger RNA from Brugia pahangi, 342 nucleotides. NCBI's taxonomy places the organism in Eukaryota, Metazoa, Nematoda, Chromadorea, Rhabditida, Onchocercidae. The record is from the annotation of a GenBank genome assembly.
AUGCUCACACUCUUAGGAGAAAGGACGACAGCAUCGUUGUGGGUGUCUCCUUCCGGGUGUCUCCUUCUACACUGCCAUGAUGUUUACUCAUCUCUACCUCUUCCGCCUCUCCUUGCGACAGCACCUGUUCAGACACCCUCUAACCACCUUCAAGAAUUUCGUCAUUUCCGUUUUCUCCUUCCCUCCCUACCUAUUAAACUAUUUGUGGGUGGGCGGCCCACCGAACAAGGUAAGAUUUGUUAUGUCUGGGAGGGGGGUCAGCCGCUCCUCCUUCCUCUGAAGGGUCGUCAAGUCGCCCUCGUCACAGUUGCCGGCUGCGGUCGUUGCUCGACUUCCAGAUAG